UAGUCUUUUAGAAUAGCUUGACAAUGUCUCUUUCCGAGUAUUUCAUAUUUCAUACCUCUAAAAAAUGGUAAUGUCUCUGUAUUUCAUAUUUCAUACCUCUAACAAAUGGUAAAUUAUAUUGCCACAGUUCAUCAGGUUCGAUCGAUAAUAUUUUUCGUACUACCAUAAUCUAUAUGUCACUUCCUAUAUUUCCUCUUUGUUACUAUAUCUGCAACUAACUCUUCCUUUGAUUAUGCCUUUAAUUUAACCCUUUGUUUUCCAAAAGUGGUAUCUCAUAUUCAGGUAUAGAUUAAUUGAGUUGCAUCUUAUAAGUUUGAUGAUAUUUUUGGAGAAAAAUUAUGGAACCUGAUCAAGAAGAGCAUGCUCUUAUUGAAAGAGAAAAUGUGGUGCCAAAUCCUUCAGGAUCCGACGUGCUUGCCUCUAUUCAACGAAGGGUGAGUGGUCCUACAAGAAGAUCAACCCAAGGAAGAUGGACAGCGAAUGAGGAUAGACUUUUGAUUGAUGCAGUGAACAAAUUUAAUGGAAAAAGUUGGAAAAAGAUAGCUAAAGCUGUUAGUGGCAGAACAGAUGUUCAAUGUUUGCAUCGUUGGCAGAAGGUUCUUAAUCCUGAUCUCAUAAAAGGACCUUGGACACAACAGGAAGAUAAUCUACUAAGUGAGCUUGUCAUGAUAAAUGGGAAAAAAGAUUGGUCUCGUAUAUCAAAAUCUCUUCCAGGUCGCAUAGGAAAGCAAUGUAGAGAAAGAUGGUUUAACCAUUUAAAUCCAGAUAUAAAAAGAACUGCAUGGACCAAAGAAGAGGAGUUGAUUCUUAUAAAUAAUCACCAAAUAUAUGGGAAUAGAUGGGCUGAAAUAGCCAAAUUUCUGCCUGGAAGGAGUGAAAACAAUAUCAAGAACCAUUGGAACUGCUCUCUAAAGAAAAGGGUUGAUCAAUUAAAGGACUCUAUGAAUACCACGAUAUACGACAACACACAAAGUUUGGACUCAAAUACUGAUUUUGAUAAAGCUACCUCAAAUAAAACAAGUAUUGAAUCUUGUGAAGGUCAAAUCAAUGGGAUCAAUGAUGAUACUCCUCAAAGCAUAAACAAUGAUACAACAACCUUUGAUGUUAUGAACAUUGGUCUUUUAGCAACACCCAAUACUUCAAGAUCUAAUUCCAUUUGUGAUAAUAACCCAUCAAAUUCUAAAGAAAAAUCAUUUGAUACAAGUCCAAGCCUACAAGAUAUUUUUAGGACAUUAAGGAAUGCUGCAAGGAAAUUUAAAAACAUUCCAUCUAUCCUAAGACGACCCAAAAAAUAUUAUUGUACUUUAUAAAUUUUGACACCCCAAUAUAAAAAUUUAAGGACGAGGAAGGAUGAGAUUGAUUUGUAAUUGCUUUCUUUUUUAGAAUCAUUUCUAUUUCUUUUGUUACUAAU
Molecule: messenger RNA, 1411 nt
Organism: Cicer arietinum (chickpea)
Lineage: Eukaryota; Viridiplantae; Streptophyta; Magnoliopsida; Fabales; Fabaceae
Source: RefSeq, a predicted model, not a curated record